AUGGCAGACGAAGACAAGCCCAAGAAUCGGAAGGAGCGUCGGGCUGCGGCUAAGGAAAGUGGCAAGCCCAUCGAGCCACCCUCCAAACAACCAAAGAUCAAGAUGACUAUGCCGGAGUAUGGCGCGAAACCACAAGGCAAGACCUUGCUAGACAUUUACGAAGAGAAGAAGGACCUCCUUUCGAAAGGUCGACCGUUCGACAAAAAGUACGAAGACGGUCUUCCUCGAGGCGAAAGUGGCAACAUCCUGGAAGCCGGUCUAGGGGAUGGAGAGCCCAUCGGACCCGUUGGGGAUGCCAUAUUCUGGUCUGCUUGUCUGGUCAUGUUUCACUUCACACUUGACGUUCUGGUCUACAAUCAAUACGCCCAGGACGUUGUGUGGUCGGCAAUUUUCAAGCGGUCUGGCACCAUACUGCCGAUCCUGUUCCUGGUUAUCUACAUGACGCGAUCAGAGACGGCACGAAAGCUUGGGCUGUUGAGGCAAAUCCUUUUUCUGGCUUCUGCUGUGGCAUCUGGCUGCUAUCUCAUUCACGCUGGAAACAAAUCCGGCUACUUGGCAGUCAUGAAGCAAGCACCACCUCUCGGAACUUUUUGGGUGUACAGCGUUAUCGAGUUGGAUCUGCUAUUCGCUGUGGCUAGUGUCCUCAUCGAUCUCGCUUUCCUGCUCUGGGGCGGAUAUACCAUGUUUUGA
Messenger RNA from Pseudocercospora fijiensis CIRAD86, 690 nucleotides. RefSeq lists its product as uncharacterized. NCBI's taxonomy places the organism in Eukaryota, Fungi, Ascomycota, Dothideomycetes, Mycosphaerellales, Mycosphaerellaceae. The record is from RefSeq and is a predicted model, not a curated record. The coding region runs from base 1 to 690 and encodes 229 amino acids. The transcript has a single exon.